Tachyglossus aculeatus (Australian echidna) is the source of this 3840-nucleotide messenger RNA. It is a transcript of the gene CCDC171, whose product is annotated as coiled-coil domain containing 171. The transcript has 21 exons. The record is from RefSeq and is a predicted model, not a curated record. NCBI's taxonomy places the organism in Eukaryota, Metazoa, Chordata, Mammalia, Monotremata, Tachyglossidae. The coding region runs from base 360 to 3458 and encodes 1032 amino acids.
GAGACUUAGGCCUAGCGAUAAGCAGCCAACGACUCACUUCAUGGGGUUAUCGUCUUCUUGGUUUGCCAGGUCUAAAGUUUGCCCGUCGCUGUCUCUCCCGGAGUCCCCCAUCCCUGGGCCUCAGCGUCAUUGCAGAUUCCAUUCUUUGAUCUUGCGAGGACCCUUUCGAAGUCUUAAGGGAAGCAGAAGCCACAGAGUGUCGGCAAAGUAUUACUUAGAAAGAGCUGAACAGUAUUAUUGUGUAUGUAAAUUAUCCACCUAAUUGUAACAUGGCGAAUUAUAAGAUAGGAGAAUGUCCCCGAUGAAAGUUAAUACAUAAAAGCAGUUAUUCUAUUUGGACAUCACAACACACCUGAGAAAUGUCAAAGGACAAAAAAAGAGGCAAAAUGUGUUCUAAUUAUGAGUGCAAUAUAGAGCUUUUAAAAUGUAAGAACGAGAUUGCCCUGUUACAAAAUAAAUUGGAAAAAGAAGAAGCUCUUAGAGAAAGGCUUCGAUCUGAAUUGACUCUUGUCCUAAAGAUUGCAGACUUUGAAAAAAUGGAGCUUGAAAAACAAUUAAGUGAAGCAAACAGCUACUGCAGAACGCUAGUCUCUCAAAAAGCGGAACUACAAACAAAAGCGUAUGAAGCUGAGAGAGCAUUUCAUGCUUCCCAGCAGAAGAGGCAGGAAGAAGCCAGAUGCUUUGAAGAAGAUUUGGAGAAGAGAGACAACCUAAUUCGAAUAGGCCGUCGAGAAUAUGAUUUACUUCUGGAGAAAAAAAAUAAGAUUGAGCGUGCUUUUAAGAUUCAGGAACAUGAUAUGCAUGAUUUGCACAGGAGAAUAAGACACCUAGGGAAAAAAUGCGAUGACUCUUCCGACAUUCUGCUGCAUCAAACAAGUGAACUUAAAUCCAGCAUUGAACGAGAAAAGCACCUUGAAAGAGAAUAUCUGUUACAUAUUGAAGGCCUCCAAGAAGAAUUACAAACAGAGAGAGCUAGCCAUGCUGAAGCUGUAUAUGAUUUGGAAAUCAUUCUUGAUGAGUUUGCUGAAUUUGAGAAUGUGUAUGAAACUGAGAAGCGUAAUGCUCAAGUGAGCACUUUACAGCUACAGAGGAAAGAAAAAGAGUUUUCUGACACAAACAAGCAACAAAAUGAAAAGAUUGAGGAACAGAAAAAAGUAAUUACAGAUCUCUCCAGGAGACUUCAAAAUAAUGAAAAAUGUUGUGAUGAAUUACAGGAAGAACUUGUAAGGGUUAAGAGACACCAGACCGACCUAUUACAGACACGUGAAAAUGAUGCGAAAGAACUGGUAUUAAUCUUGGACAUGUUUCCUGGGUCGACUGAGCGGACAUCAGGCAUCCACGAGGACAAAGAUAAAGCUCCCGGGCUCUCUCUUGUCCUUGAGACUUUGAGAAGUACCUUGACAGAUUACCAAAACAGGUUUGAAGAUACUUAUAAUGAGGAAGCACAGGACAACCUGGCUGAUGCCAAUAAAGAGUUAAAUGAUCUGCACACUAAGUAUGCAGACAGGGGGGCUUUAGUGGACACUUUAAAAGUGGAAGUACAAGAUGGGCUACUCUGCUGCAAUAAAGAAAACAUGCAUACCACAGAAUCUGAAAAUGAAAUCCAGAAGCUUACCAAGGCUUACCAUAAAGAUGCUGAGGAGAAACUAACCUCCCUUCAUACUUUAUAUCAGCAUUUGGGAGCAGGCUCUGGGUUAAAAAGACAACCAGAAGGCAAACUGGAAUUAUUCUCCUGGUCUGAGAUUUGUGCAAUCUUGCAGGAGAAGGCAGAUGCCCCGAUCUUAGACCUCGAAAGGGCUAAUGAGAAGACAUUAGAAGAAAUUGCUAAGAAAAAUGAGGAAAAAUUUGCCAAGAUUGAAGAAGACCAAGAGCAGUUGAAACUUGAAAACGCAUAUUUGAAAAAUACAUUAUCACAGACUCAAAAGGAACGUACAUCUUUACUGGCAGCAUGUGCCUUAAUGGCAGGAGCCUUAUUUCCUUUAUAUAGCCGGAUACGUGCCUUGUGUAUACAAAGGGACUUUCUACAAGAUCAACUCAAUAAACUUGAAUUCCUCAAACAAGUAAUUAGAAAUAUAAUACGGAUUUUUUCUGAGGCUGAGAAUCAAGGCGAAAAUGAAAUGAAGAAGCCAACCAAAAGUCUAUUGCAUAUUUUCCGUAAGGUUGCCAUUUGUGUGAUGGCAGCAAAUCGCCUUCGGUGCUCGGUGCAAAAAUCCAACUUCCUGUUUUCUUGGGAGGGAAAUUUCCAUGGAGGCAAAGAAAUCCGAGUUUCUAUAGGAGAAUCUGAUGUUGAGCCUCAUUUGUCAGCUGGAAAUCAGAACACGCAGAUCUGUUGCAAUCAAGUACUUAAGUGGUUUUCCAGCAUUCAUCUUCUUUCUGCAAUAACCAAAUCUAUGACUGAAUUACAGGAAGUUAUUAUUGAAACAGAUCCAAAUCGCAUGCUUAAUGAAGAAUUACUUAUUAGUAAAGCAAAAAAUUCAUUUGCCAAACUUAUGGACAUACUUGGCCUGGCAAUGGAGAAUGGCCAGACCGUGGACUACAAAGAGCAGGGCAACCUGCUUCUGAGACUGAAUUGUGGACUCCAAAAAAUAAACGCCCAGGCCAUGGAAGAUGGUCUCGAUGUCCCGGUGCCUGUUAUGAACGAAGUAUCUGAAUUUAUAAGCAAACUACUCUCGGGGCUCACAGAAUUCAAACAGAAUCUGAAUGAAGUGAAAAAAGAACUUGACAUAAACCAGAGCCUGGAAUUGAAAUCCAAUGAGUCUGAGCAAUCUAAAUUGAUCUCCUCUGAGGAGGAUGUAAAUGAAUGUAUGGAACCAAAUAAUCCAGUAUGCCAGGAACAGCAGACCAAACUGCUUUUGAGUAAACUUUCACAACAGCUACAGGAGUUAAACCAUCAAGAAGAAUUGCCCUCUGGGGAGAAAGAUCAAAACCAAAUCCUGGCUGAAGCUAUUGAGGGCCUCUCCAAGGCAAAGAUGGAGCUGAGUAGAAAAGAUCAAUCUCUGGAUGAGCUCAAUAGACGUCUUACCCAGCUGGAGCAGGACAAGCGUCGACUCGAGGAGAGCAUCCAUGAUGCAGAGAGUGCCCUCUGCAUAGCAGCAAAAGAUAAAGAAUACCUUGCAGAUCACAUGAAAUCAGUGGAAAAGAUUUUUCUUAAGGUCACAGAUCAGAUUUCACUGUCACACACUGCGGCAGAUACUAGUGACUACACCCUGAAGCUACCAAAACUGCACCUGGAGACUCUGGCAAUGAAGGGGCUGCAGGGUGGGCCGGAGGUUGACGCUUUCCAGGGCAUGAUUAGAUGUUUCAUGGACAUCUAUGAAUUUGCAAGCUCCAGAACUGCUGGGUCUUCAGAAGAAACUACAUCUUAUCAAAACAACACUGAAUCCCUGAAGUCAGAAUCCCGAAAAGUUGAUCACAAUGAAAAGGAAAGUUUGCACUCCGUAAAUCCAUGCCUUAUUUGAGAUAAUCUGCUUCAGUUACAUGUAUAUUCAGGUCACACUUACUUCCUUGUUUUGCCAUUGUCAUAAAUUAUUGCAGUAGGUGAUCAACCUGGGUGGAUAAAAUUAUCAUUAACCUGGAAAAACCCUUGGAAGAGAGAAAAUUAUUUGGAGAAUUAAAUGAUCUGUAUUUUGUAUAAAGAUGUACAUUGAUAUGCACACAGCAUUAUGAUUUCCUUGUGUAUGACCCUACAACUGGAAGCUAAAAUUGAAAUUAUAUGUAGUUGGAGCAUGUUACUGUCUACAGAUGCCAUGUACCCAAUUGAAACAGAUUGUUUUUAAUAAUAUUUAACCAAAAUGAUAAUUAUAACUUUGUUUACUCUCUUAAGGGAAAUAAACAUAUACA